Messenger RNA from Linnemannia hyalina, 210 nucleotides. Lineage: Eukaryota; Fungi; Mortierellomycota; Mortierellomycetes; Mortierellales; Mortierellaceae. The record is from the annotation of a GenBank genome assembly.
AUGGACUUUCGAAUCCCCAUGUUCCAAGAGGCCGCUACAUGGCUGGAGAAGAACUGGGGGUUUCAGACCUUGACAUGCCAUCAGCCCUCGAGGAAGCGUAUUUCCAUGGUGGAUUUCCUUAACGGCGCAUUGGUUAUAUGCUAUCCUUUACCUACUGCCAAGCACCACCUUGUCGUCCGCAAGCGUCACGCCGUCCAUCUCCGGCGCUAG